Molecule: messenger RNA, 1813 nt
Organism: Paraphaeosphaeria sporulosa
Lineage: Eukaryota; Fungi; Ascomycota; Dothideomycetes; Pleosporales; Didymosphaeriaceae
Product: UBC-like protein
Exons: 5
Coding region: 177-1505 (442 amino acids)
Source: RefSeq, a predicted model, not a curated record
CAGGCUCCACACUGCAACCUUGAGCAGACGGCGGCGGCCUCUGAACUACACUACAAACACCCGCCACCGUCCCGCUUCUCGCUGAUUACAAUCCCCAGCAUACUAGUCCAACCUCGACUGCGGCAGCUCCUGCCCGGACCCUCCCCGCGCUUGGCCUCGCACAGGUGCACACGACGAUGUCGAACCAAUCGAUCCUGCGUAUAACACGCGAACUGAGCGAGAUACAGCGGGGUUCGGAUCUGUCUCUCGCGGUUGCCUGUCGCGACAUUGACGUUCGACAUGUGCGUGCCUUGAUCAUCGGGCCUCCAGACACCCCCUACGAGUUCGGCUUCUUUGAGUUCACCGCCAAGUUCACCAAAGAGUACCCCACGAAAGCUCCUCACGUCCAGUGUAUCACAACAAACGGCGGACAUACCAGGUUUAACCCGAACAUUUACGCUGGCGGCAAGGUCUGCUUGUCAAUUCUUGGCACAUGGCGCGGCGAGCGGGGCGAGGAGUGGUCUUCCGCACAAGGUCUGGAGUCGAUCUUGAUUUCCAUACAGAGCCUCAUGUCUACGAACCCGUACGAGAAUGAGCCCGGCUUCGAAGACGCCAAAUCCGACUACGAUAAGAAGAAUCAGGCUGCUUACGUAGCCAAGAUUCGGCACGAGACACUGCGGAUUUCCGUGAUCGAGCGACUGGAGGACUACCUGGGCAUCAAGCGGGGAAAGCCGUCUCAAGUGACUGUUUACAAUGCAGAGGAGGACUACCAGUCUGGCGCUGGCGACGCACCCUUCGAGCCGUUCAAGGACCUUUGCAAGCGACGUUUCCUCUGGUACUAUGAGUCGUAUCUUGCGAGCAUCGACGCUGAGAUGAAAAAACAUAGGGAGGGCGAGCGUUUCGAAAAGAUGCCUUUCGAGGGCCCAGGCAAUACCAUGGAGGGCAUCUUCCAGUACCCGCAGCUCAAGGAGCGCCUCCAAACGAUCCUAGCGAAACUGAAUGAAGAAACGCUGGGCUGGGCCACUGAAGGCAUGAGAGCUGUUGAGAAGGAGAUGGGCAUCGCAAGCAACCUCCAGCGACAAUUCGAGCAGAUUGUCGAGAACUACAAGAAGAACGACGCAGUGACGCUUGACCUGGACCUGGUCGACAAGAACCCAUUCGUCUGGCGUCUGCUCUUCUUCGGUCGGCCAAUGACCCACCUUGACGGGGGCAUGUUCCGCAUCAUAAUCCACGUCAGUCCAAAGUUCCCAGAUGUCCUACCACGCGUGAAGUUCGAUACGCCCAUCUUCCAUCACCGCGUCUCCCCAGAUGGCGUGCUCUGCUACAAUGCUACCAGGAAGGACGACAUGCGCUCACACAUCGAGGCCAUCAUCGAGGCUAUCGAGGAGGAGUCACCUGCCUACGAUCCGCGCACUCUUGUCAACCUCGAAGCCGCGAAGCUCUUCUGGGGUGGCCCAGACCAGAAGAAGCUGUACAACCGACGUCUUCGACGGUCGGCACAAGACAGUGCUGAAAAUUGCUUCUAAUUCAGUCCAUUGGGUUUGUUCUAUCUUACGACGAUAACGGCUUUCGCAUCAAUGCUAGAUUGAGAGUUGAUACCCGGCCCCUAUCACUUGGGUCCACGCACUGGGAGUCUCGGGCGGUGUUCUGCGGCGUAUUCUAAUUUACACGGGUCGACUCGGACUGAACGGCAUGGAAAUGGUUGGAUGGGUGCAUCCUCUGGCACGGCGCAUUACUGUGUUUUAACAACCGCAUGGCUAUCAAUGAAGGGAAAGGCCAUAGGUACGACAGAUCCAGGACAGGAUCUGGCUGUGUGAUUACAAUAUCUACAAGC